AUGUACGCUCCCAGAGUUGGUGAUAGGCUCGAAAGCCUUGACACGCCAUCCAUGAUUGCCGACCUCGAUCUCGUUGAGGAAAACAUCAAGAAGCUUAUGGACAAGCUACUUCCAACUGGGCUCAAUAUCCGCCCGCAUCUCAAAACAACGAAGAGUGCCGUCCUUGCUGGCAAAAUGGUCAAAGCCGGCGCGAAGGGAGGGUGUGUGGCAAAAGUGAGCGAAGCAGAAGCCAUUGCAGAUGCUGGUUUUGACGACCUGCUCAUUACCUGCGAGAUCGUUGGAUCUGCCAAAGUCAAGAGACUCGUUGAGUUGUAUCGCAGGCAUCGCAAUAUCAAGAUCGUUGUUGACAGUGAGAUCGGUGCCACGGCUAUAAACAAGGCCAUGGCCAGUUCAGGAAUGGACGAUCGCAUAAUGGUCCUGAUUGACUUAGAUGUUGGUCUCCACCGGACUGGUGUCAAGCCCGGUGAACCGGCCCUUGCCUUGGCAAAGCAUAUCGCUGGAUUGAGAAAUUUGAAUCUCAUUGGAGUUCAGGGCUACGAAGGUCAUUUGCAACACCUACAUGACAAGGAAGAUCGCAGAGCUCAAUGCCUAGAGUCAAUGCGGAUCCUGACCAGCACUGCAGAUUCCCUGCGCAGUGCCGGCUUCGAAAUUGAUGUUGUUACCACAGGAGGUACAGGCACUGCCGAGUUCUGUGCUACAGUCCCCGGUGUGACCGAGCUUCAACCAGGAUCCUUCAUUUUCAUGGACACGGACUACCGCAACGCCGUCGGCUCAUUUUACUCUAAUAGCCUUACAAUUUUAUCGACAGUUGUGAGCAAGCAAGGUCCCAGGGCUGUCACGAUUGAUAGUGGGCUGAAGUCAUUGACGACCGACAGUGGUUUGGCAGAAUGUAAAGACUCUAGAUAUACAUACGGUGUCCUUGGAGACGAACAUGGUUCUUUGACCUGGGAAGAAGGAACUCCGUCGCUUUCAGUCGGUGAUCGCGUGGAGAUGAUACCCAGUCAUAUUGACCCUACAGUGAACCUUCAUGACGUUUAUUACGCUUACCGUGGAGUUGUGAUUGAAGAGAUUUGGCCUGUCGACUCGAGGGGGCAAGGUCCAGUAGUCGGAACUCCCAAGCCUGUUUACACCUAG
Messenger RNA from Penicillium maclennaniae, 1134 nucleotides. RefSeq names its product DSD1 family PLP-dependent enzyme. The transcript has a single exon. Bases 1 to 1134 code for a protein of 377 amino acids. Lineage: Eukaryota; Fungi; Ascomycota; Eurotiomycetes; Eurotiales; Aspergillaceae. Gene Ontology annotation, molecular function: D-serine ammonia-lyase activity. Gene Ontology annotation, biological process: D-serine catabolic process. The record is from RefSeq and is a predicted model, not a curated record.